AAUAAACUCAAUUAUAUAGCAGACGUUUCGGGCCUAAAUAUUAAAUCAAACGAUGACCAAAUUAACCAACUGACUCACAACGGAGGGCAACUGUUGGGUUAUUCAACUGGCCUGUGCCAAUGAUCAACAAGGCCAUUACUGCUGAAAAUCAAAUCCGGAAUGGCAGAACUGUAACUGAGGGUUUGAAAAUUCAGCAUUCUAAAUGUUACCAAGAUGACAAAUUACAAAUCCAGUGCCCUAACCACUAGGCCACGACGCCUCCUUAAAAGGAAAGAUUCAACUCACCGUGACAAUAAAAUAUCAUGAUAAAAUUCGUUUUCUUCCCUUUUUUUCAGCUACUUCGUCCGAUUGUGAGAAUCCUCCGCUAGAUAUAGCUAUCGUUAUUGACCAAACGAAGAGCGUAGGAGAGGAAAACUAUGAUAAAAUGUUGGACGCGGUCAAAUCUCUCAUUGACAAGUAUGAUGUUGGCGAAGACAAAACGCACUUCUCGAUCGUCACGUACGCUAAAAACGCCAAAGUUCGCGUUAGUCUUGACAAUCCAGCGUACCACAGCAACGAGAAGCUUAAAGAACUCCUUGACCUAAUGAAGACAAACGACAAAUUAGGAAGCCCUACAAGGACUGACGUAGCACUCAAAACAGUCGGCGAAGAAGUGUUUGUUGAAGGGAAAGGCGAUCGACCAGAAUCACCGAAUAUCAUGAUCGUUUUCACUGACGGGAAUACGCACAAAAGUUCAAAGCCCUAUGAUACCGUGAUACCAACGCUUGAGAAAGCUGGCGUUCAUCGAGUCGCUGUUGGCAUCGGGAAGGNUUAUUUCCAUUGUAUUAGAUGCUGGUUGUUUGAAUUCCCCAACUGA
Messenger RNA from Orbicella faveolata, 856 nucleotides. RefSeq lists its product as uncharacterized. The record is from RefSeq and is a predicted model, not a curated record. NCBI's taxonomy places the organism in Eukaryota, Metazoa, Cnidaria, Anthozoa, Scleractinia, Merulinidae.